AUGGAUCCGGGGAGCCCCGUCUCUCUUCGGUCUGGCAGGCGACAGUUCCCGUGGACCAGCAGACAGAGACUGAAUCAUCGUCCGUCCUUCAAUGUUCUUGGGAGCAGAUCGGUCCCCAUAUCGGACGACCAGGCAUUUCAAUUGGUGUUAGAGGCUGUGAGGAAGGCGCUCGAUACCGAGCAGCACGUGGAAAAGGAGUCUGCUCUCGACACGGAUAUCAAUCAGGGCAUGACCAUCAACCUCAGCGGCAAGAAGAUUGGGGUCCUCACCGACAGCAUCAUCAAGAUUGUCCCGCGGGAUAUCCAGAGACUGGCGCUACCUGAGAAUAUGUUAUCCAAUAUCCCUUUGGAGUUCUCGACCUUCUCAUCAUUACGAUACCUAAAUGCUCGGGAUAACUGUAUCAAGUCAUUUCCUCCAGUGACAUUCUUUCUACCGCGCCUAGAGAUUCUCGACUUGAGUGUCAACAAAAUCCAGGCGCUUCCUGAAGAUAUCUCAAAGGUCACUUCGCUCAAAGUCUUAGCCAUAAGGGACAAUCUCCUGCAGGAGGUCCCUGCUUGCAUCGCGGACAUGACCCUGCUCCAAGUCUUCAAAGUGGAGGGAAAUCCGCUGAACCAAAAGCUGAGACGGAUCUUGACUUCGCAUCGAUCGUCGACCAAGACCAUAUCUGAGCCGGUGAACUUGGCUGAGAUUGCCGUAACCACUCGAAUCAAGCAGUAUUUGAAGGAUAGCAACCCCAGUACCACUAUAACUCAUCCGAUGGGGGAAUUGAGAUAUCCGCCAAGUCCAAUAACAGAUCAGCCGAAGCGUUCGUCCAGGUCCAGCCGACCGGGUCGUUUCCCAGUGAAGGUUCGCGAGAGCCACUCCCAACCCUCGAACCCGCCCCCAUCGCCUAUCGCCUUCCACUCGAAAGCCUUCUCCCAGCAGAGCUUCGCCCUUCGAAGCCCGUGUCUCAUCCCACCCACCAUUACUGAGGUUGGGGACGCACCACAAAGAGCCGCAAGGGGGUUAAGUAUCCAGACAGGCAAUAUUUACCCGACUGCUCAAGUCAAACAUCCGCCUUGGAAUCCACUCCAAUCUCCAGUGAUGAUCCAGCGCCCUCGUAGAGUGACUUUUGGCGCCGAACCUCAUCGACCCGGGGACCAGGAAAGGACGUCAAAUACUGUCAAUUCCAGGAAAAGAAGCGUCUUAGCGGCAUUGGCCGUUCAGCCGUCUCGCCCAUUGGCAGACGAGCCGUUGCUCGGCAUGGCUCGGACCCUAUAUUUAUCUGUCAACCAGCUUCAUCUACCACUCCAAGCUCUCUCAGGCAUCGCUUCCGACGUGCCAAACAGACGCUCAGCUCUGCAGUUGACUAUCGAGAAGGCGACUUUCGAUCUUAAUAUUCUCGGACAAUUGAUCCAAAAGCAUUCGGUACUGAGUCAGCAAGGACUGGAAGAAGCGGAUAGGAAUAUUAUUAGACAUACAUGCGCUGACCUCGUUAAUAAUUACAUGGCCGUCUGCUCUCAAGUCGUGACCAAUCUCGACAGGUUGGUCGACAGAGGCGACCCGCGGUUCGUUCGGAAUCUCAUUAGCCUCAUGUAUAGCAGCGUUAUGGGUUUUCGUGGGGAGUUCAUGCAACAUUCACAAAGCGAGGACUCUGACUACAAGAUGACGGUCCGGCCAAAUCGCUCGUCAACGGCACAAACGGGACUCGGUAUUCGUCAAAGCCCGCGCCACAUCACAUCCCGACCACUGAAACCUUUGACCGUUACACCGCCAGAGUCAGAGACGGAGCCAGACGCUGUCCCCGAUCGCCGCCGUGAAUGGGAGCGUCUUGACCUCAUUCGGACAGUUCUCCAGCGAUCAUGUCGGCUUGUCCUUGACACCCUACCAAAUCUCAGUCAGCAAAUAACGGGGGGCCUCUCUCAGAUACUCAUGUUGGAGCCCAAGCCACACAUGAUCGACACCUACCAGCUUCUCUUCACGUCAUGCUCCCGGAUGAUCGAGCGAGCCGGCUGCCUGGAAAAGAACCUCCCCGCCGUUAUGAGGGGUGAUUGCCUCAACAGAAGGUUCGGGUCCAUCUGCUACGAGUACGUCGAGGCCUGGACGCAGCUCGGCGCGCUCAUCAGGUCGUCUCACCCCAUGGUGGCGUUCCCGCCCGAGACGAUGAAGGCCUUGCAGCAGAUCCAGCGAAGCGUCAAGGAGGUUACUAGCCUCACUGUGAACCCCAAGCGUACCCCGGUGGAGUCGCCGACGAGCCCGCGUUCUGAUGUGUCCCUGUCCUCUGCGCCGGCGCCUAUAACGCCCAUGCAGGCAUCUAUUGGGCCGGCCUUUGAACUUCUCUCAAUGCGCUCACCAUAG
Clonostachys solani is the source of this 2337-nucleotide messenger RNA. The record is from the annotation of a GenBank genome assembly. Lineage: Eukaryota; Fungi; Ascomycota; Sordariomycetes; Hypocreales; Bionectriaceae.